CCUCGUUACUGAUCCCGCUGCCAUAACCAUAUACUCUUCAUUCGGUAGACUGCACAUAGCGAACAUGGCGAGCCGUAAUGACGAGGGUGACUAUGACGAUAGCAACCGCGCAUUUCUGCAAGCUUUUAUGGCCCGCUCCACCAUGACCUUUGCGGAGGCAAGGCUUGUUCUGGCCGCUAUUUUCUCUGUGCAUGAAGGGGAGCCGGUCUCAGCAGAAGAUGUCACCGAAGACGACCUCGCAUCGUACAUUGCCGCCGCAAAUACCACCAUCUCACCAUUCGACUUGGAAAUCAGAAGUACACUCCGCCAGUCACAGGUAAAUCCAGAAGGGUCGGGGAAUCAGACACCAGAACGGGUGUAUGCCCUUGUCAAUAUCACCAGUGACGCCUUGACACAGCUGGCGACCACUUACAGCGCGGAUGAGAUUUCCUUCAUCAAGCGCAUCCUGGAUGCCAUGUUCGAUACGAAUAAUACGAGACGGUCCGAGGCGAUGGUUGUCAGCGGCAUGCAGGCUAUACAGUUGGCCAAGGCCUCGUCCGGAGAUGCAAGCCGUCGGGAGUCGAGUAACGCGACGCAGAGUCAAGGCGGAGCCGCACACUCGCUAACUAUGUCUCAAGCGGAGACGGUGUUGAAGCAACUCGUGGAGGAGGGAUGGCUCGAAAAGAGUAGGAAGGGGUUCUACAGUCUAAGUCCGCGAGGGUUAAUGGAGCUACGAGGAUGGUUAGUGGCGACGUACAAUGACGAGAACGAGGAUGGCCGGAGGAUGGACAAGAUCAAAUUCUGCGCUGCAUGCAGGGAUAUUAUCACGAUGGGCCAACGUUGUGGUAACCGUGACUGUGCGGGCCGACUCCACGACCAUUGUAUCCGCAACUUUUUCCGCAUGCAACAGGCGGAGCAGUGCCCUGUGUGCCAGGCUCCAUGGCCAGGUGAUAAGUUCGUUGGAGAGCGCGCAAUCACCUCGGCAGAACGCCAGAUGCAGGGCAGUAGCCGAAGCACGAAUACGCAGCGUCAAAGCGAUGUCGGAUCCAGUUCACAAAUUCCUAGCGAGGACGGAGCGGCUGACAGUGACUGAGGCCAACAACUGACCUAAACUUUAUGCUGCCCCACAGCGGCUAAU
Molecule: messenger RNA, 1117 nt
Organism: Aspergillus caelatus
Lineage: Eukaryota; Fungi; Ascomycota; Eurotiomycetes; Eurotiales; Aspergillaceae
Product: non-structural maintenance of chromosomes element 1 family protein
Exons: 3
Coding region: 65-1072 (335 amino acids)
Biological process (GO): DNA damage tolerance; double-strand break repair via homologous recombination
Cellular component (GO): nucleus; Smc5-Smc6 complex
Molecular function (GO): ubiquitin-protein transferase activity
Source: RefSeq, a predicted model, not a curated record